Messenger RNA from Marasmius oreades (fairy-ring Marasmius), 1491 nucleotides. RefSeq lists its product as uncharacterized. Bases 1 to 1491 code for a protein of 496 amino acids. The transcript has 3 exons. NCBI's taxonomy places the organism in Eukaryota, Fungi, Basidiomycota, Agaricomycetes, Agaricales, Marasmiaceae. The record is from RefSeq and is a predicted model, not a curated record.
AUGGCCAAUCCUAAAUUCUUCGAGAAGUCCCAUCACAUCAACAUGGACGAGGCAGCGUUCAGCAAUGUUGGGCAUAACCAGUACAACAAUCACUAUGGGCAUGUUACCAAAGUCAAAGGCUCUAACAACAAAACUACAACUAAUAAUUAUGGUUCUUAUAAUAGAACAUAUAACUACAUUCCUCCUGACGAAGAUGGGUCGGAGAGCGAGGGUGAGGCUGCAGGUAAGAAGUCGAUGUCAGACGGUAGCAAAUCGCAGAAACGACCAAAACGCCCGAAAGCUCAGCCGUCCCGAUCAGCACCUUCAGUCAUGGAACGUGAUGAGGAUUCAGACGAAAACUCGGAUGUUGAAUCAUAUGGUAGUCACGAGAUUGGUAAUAGAGGGCAGACUCAGCGGACGAAAGAAGAACACGAGGCGCGUGCUGCACGUCUUCGACAAAAAGCGCGGGCGAAAGAUAAGAAUACACCGGUGGCCGCUAAUGCGCCUUAUGCUAACCCUCAGUUUUCCCCUCCUGGGCCGUACCAGCCACCUCCGCAACAACACCAGUACCCAUCUUACUCUCAGCAGCAGUAUCCACCACCGCCGCCACCGCCGCCACCACAGCAUCCCCAUCAGCCAUAUCAACCUGAAGGCUUUUACCAGUCUUACCCACCAGGUCCUCCGCAUUCCUACCAACCGCCCUAUCCAAACGAUCCUUACCAUUCCCCACCGCCAACAGGAUACUAUCCUCCUGCCUAUCAACAGCCACCUCCACCGUCUACGCCCGGCGGAGUGUCAUAUUCACAAGCACCACCACCACCGCAGUAUCCUCAAAACGGACCACGCAACUACUACCCUCAUCCAAAUGGUCCUUCGGACCCCAACUAUGGCCUUCCUCCCCAAUCUUCAUCAAGGCACAACCAAUACUCCCCACCUUCACCAUCGGCCCUUCCUCCCCAAUCGGCCCCUCCUCCCCAAUCUUCAUCAGGGCAUAACCAAUACUUCCCACCUCCACCAUCGCAAUAUCCUCAUCAGAACGCUCCACGCGGGUACCGCGACUAUGGGCCUCCUUCCCAAUCAUCAGCGGUUGCCGGGUACCCGCAUCCUUCAGAAGCUCCAGCUUACCCAAACGAAUAUCCGAGAAACCAAGCACAGUACCCCUCCCAGAGCAGCCGACCGCAUUUUCCUCCUCAGACCAACCAGGCACAAUAUCAACCUCAGAGCAGCUCACCGCGGUAUCCUCCUCGCGACGACCGCUAUUAUACCCCCCCUUCUCCCCCUCCACCAACUGUCAACUCGGACCUCAUUCAUCGUGCACCUGAGAGUUCAUACGAAGGCCAGCAACCGAGGAGGGAUACAAACCCGUUUAGGAAGCUCACGAGAACGGCACCGCCGAGUUCUACAGCGGCGAUGCAUCCACCACCUGAACACCUUGGGGGAACGGCGGGUGGAUAUACCCAGAGUGCGCGCCACAAAAAUCGGUCACGUGGGAGGGAGGAGGACGGUUAUUGA